GCAGGCUUGUGUUCAACUAUAAGAGGCAGUGAGCCGCUUAGAGAGCGAUAGCGAGAAUCGUCAAGCGUCUGUCAAUCGAGAUUCACAAUGAAGGCCUCUACCGCAUUAGCACCCCUCCUCGGCUUCUUGCCCGAAGCCUCUGGGUCAAAUACCACCGCCUGCUGUUCCGCACUUCAAGCCACCUCCCUCCGGGACCACGUUACCUUCCCCAACAGUGUGGCCUACAAUGAGUCCGUGACAUCUUAUUUCGCUGUGAAUGCUCAGCUACACCCCUCGUGUAUUGUUCAGCCACACACUGCAGAUGAUGUUUCGCUUGCCGUCUCGACUCUGGUGCAGGCAGGUGAAUCACAAUGCAAGUUUGCAGUGCGCAGUGGCGGCCACACUACGUGGGCCGGUGCAGCAGACAUCGAGCAGGGUGUCACCAUUGACCUCUCGAUGAUGAACAGCACGACAUACCAUGCAGGCAAGGGCGUCGCAUCAAUCCUGCCCGGCUCGCGGUGGCAGGCAGUAUACAAGGCCCUUGACCCUAACGGAGUGACCGUGCCCGGUGGCCGUGGCGGACCCGUGGGCGUCGGUGGAUUCCUAAUCGGAGGUGGAAACACCUUCUACACGGCGCGCGUGGGCUUUGCAUGCGACAACGUCGAGAACUUCGAGGUGGUCCUCGCGAACGGCUCAGUCGUCAAUGCCAACCGAACGAGCAACUCUGACCUGUACAAGGCCCUGAAGGGCGGGUCGAUCAACUUCGGCAUCGUCACCAACUACGACCUCAAGACCCUUCCCCACGAUGGACUGUGGGGCGGCUUGGUGGUGUACGACAACUCCACGACCGAGCAGCAGAUCUCCGCCGCCGUGAACUUCGUGGACAACAUUCACAACGACCCCUACGCGUCGUGGAUCGGCAUGUGGGAGUACAGCUCCGCGACGGGACAGAACAUCAUCGCCAAUGCGCUGGAAUACACGAAGCCCGUCGCGUAUCCGGCUGCAUUCGACGAGUUUGUUGCCAUCAAGAACACGACCGACACGAUGCGAUUCGCCACCAUCUACAACCUCACCCAAGAACUGGUCCAGGCGGAGGGAUAUCGCGACAUCUUCACAACCGGCACCUACCGCAACGACGCCGAAGUCCUCCGCAAGGCCAUCGCGCUACACAACGAGAACAUCGAGAAAGCCAAGGCCGAGGCCCAAAGCGAGUCCUGGUCCAUGGACACCAUCCACACUGCGGCCCAGGGCGGCAACGUGCUUGGCCUGGAGCGGUUCGAUGAGAACCUCGUCCAGGUCCUCUACGACUACUCCUGGGACGACGCAAGAGACGACGCGCUCUUCACGCGCCUGGGCCGCACCGCGCUGACCGACCUCGACGCCUACGCCCAGUCGAUCGGUGCGGCCAACGAGUACAUCUACCUCAACUACGCGGACCAGUCCCAGAGCCCGCUGAGCGGGUACGGCGAGGAGAACGUCCAAUUCAUCGCCCAGGUGGCCAAGAAGUAUGACCCCCACGGCGUCUUCCAGACCCAGGUCCCCGGUGGAUUCAAGGUCAGUGGGGUGGGGGUCUGAGCGGGACAGUGUUGCACAUGCUUCUCAGUUCGCACCCCGGCU
Messenger RNA from Aspergillus aculeatus ATCC 16872, 1596 nucleotides. RefSeq lists its product as uncharacterized. The transcript has 6 exons. The record is from RefSeq and is a predicted model, not a curated record. Gene Ontology annotation, molecular function: FAD binding. Bases 88 to 1554 code for a protein of 488 amino acids. NCBI's taxonomy places the organism in Eukaryota, Fungi, Ascomycota, Eurotiomycetes, Eurotiales, Aspergillaceae.